Molecule: messenger RNA, 282 nt
Organism: Linum trigynum
Lineage: Eukaryota; Viridiplantae; Streptophyta; Magnoliopsida; Malpighiales; Linaceae
Source: the annotation of a GenBank genome assembly
AUGUCCCAGCUCCGAUUUCAAUAUGAGUGGAGAUUGGAGAAGAAGACACCAAGAACAGAAGAUUCAUUGUGGGUAACAAACACCAUCCUCCUCCUUCUCAUCCUCCCCAGUACAGUACAUUUCAAGGCAUCGCUAACUACCCGCCACCUCUACCACAGCCCGCCAUCGGUUUUCCUAUGUCUAUGCCACCUACUGGUAUCGCUCACUCGUCUUCCCCCGGCGCCGCCUCCCAUUAUACUCAAGGUGAGGCUGGAGGUUGGUUCGCUUCGGUUAGCUAAGUAA